Colletes gigas is the source of this 2014-nucleotide messenger RNA. RefSeq names its product asparagine--tRNA ligase, cytoplasmic (gene AsnRS). Bases 189 to 1859 code for a protein of 556 amino acids. Gene Ontology annotation, molecular function: nucleic acid binding; asparagine-tRNA ligase activity; ATP binding. Gene Ontology annotation, cellular component: cytoplasm. The transcript is spliced from 10 exons. The record is from RefSeq and is a predicted model, not a curated record. Gene Ontology annotation, biological process: asparaginyl-tRNA aminoacylation. NCBI's taxonomy places the organism in Eukaryota, Metazoa, Arthropoda, Insecta, Hymenoptera, Colletidae.
UCAGUAUGCGGUGAAUCGUGGUGUCGAAUCAGCUGUUCGAUCAUAGCGAUAGCAAGGUUUCGAAACGUGAGAUUCAGACAUAACUAAAAAUUGUUAGAAAAGGAGAGGAAAUAUCACAGGAAAAAGGAAAAAGGAAAAAGGAAAAGGGAAAAACAAUUGACAUUAUAAGAAAAAAAUACUUGGAAAAAAUGUUUGAGAAAGACUCCUCCGACUCAUUGUCAGAUGGCAUUUAUACGUCUCGGAAGAAUGGAAACGAUGAAACAGGCGAUGGUUCUGAACGUCAUCCUUUUAAGACAGUUUUAAAAGCAAUGCAUUAUGCUGGAAAAGAACCGUUUCCAUUAAUCUAUCAAGAUUCCCACAGCAACGACGAAAAGUAUGAAGUAGUGUCCAAGUCUCAGUUAAAAAAGGUACAAAAGAUUUGGAUGAGAGAACGAUAUAAGACAGAGGAUAAACAAAAGAAAUUGAUGGAAGAUGAAGAAAAGAGAUUGAAGAACUUGGAAGAGGCCAAAUUGAUCGUAAUCGAACAAGAUGAGACUUUACCAGCUGCGACGUGUAUAAAAAUUAAUAAAUGCGUCGUUUUUCGAGAUCUGCGCGUGAAACUUUUUGGAUGGGUACACAGACUUAGGCGUCAAGGUAAAGCACUCAUGUUUAUUACAUUGAGAGAUGGAACCGGUUUUCUGCAGUGUGUGCUUACCGAUCUUUUAUGUCAAACGUACGAUGCAUUAACGUUGUCCACCGAAGCUUCUAUCGUAGUAUUUGGGACUUUAGAAACUGUGCCCGAAGGAAAAAAUGCACCGAACGGACACGAAUUGCAUGUCGAUUACUGGAAAUUAAUAGGGGCGUCUCCUCCCGGUGGUGCAGAUUCUAUUUUAAACGAAGAAGCUCUUCCCGAUGUUCAGUUGGAUAACAGGCACAUCAUGAUACGCGGUGAAAAUACAUCUCGCAUAUUGAUCAUGAGAUCCAUAUUGAUGCAGGCAUUUAGGGAUCAUUACAAAGAGAGAAAUUACUGCGAAGUAACACCACCGACUUUGGUACAAACACAGGUAGAAGGUGGAUCGACGUUGUUUAAACUAGAUUACUUUGGGGAAGAAGCGUUUCUAACUCAAAGUUCGCAACUUUACCUCGAGACUUGUCUGCCAGCAAUGGGCGACGUAUAUUGUAUCACGCAGUCAUACAGAGCAGAACAAUCUAGGACUCGGAGACAUCUUGCCGAAUAUAUGCAUGUGGAGGCAGAGUGUCCAUUUAUCCGAUUCGAGGAAUUACUCGAUCGUUUGGAAGUUUUGAUAUGCGAUGUUGUUGAUCGUGUUUUAAAAUCGCCUCUUGGCUAUCUCGUCAAAGAACUAAAUCCUAAUUUCCAAAUACCAAAAAGACCGUUCAAGAGGAUGAAUUAUGAGGAUGCGAUCGAAUAUCUCCGAGAUAAUGGUAUAACCAAGGAAGAUGGAACAUUUUAUGAAUUUGGGGAGGAUAUUCCAGAAAUGCCAGAGAGAAAAAUGACCGAUAAAAUAAACGAACCGAUAAUGCUUUGUCGAUUUCCUGCAGAUAUUAAAUCGUUUUACAUGCAACGUUGUGCCGAGGAUAAACGUCUUACAGAAUCCGUAGAUGUGCUUUUGCCGGGUGUUGGAGAGAUAGUUGGCGGUUCGAUGCGUAUUUGGCAUCACGAUGAAUUGAUGGAGGGUUAUUCUCGCGAGAACAUUGACCCAAAACCGUAUUACUGGUAUACGGAUCAACGAAAGUAUGGAACUUGCCCCCACGGUGGGUAUGGAUUGGGUCUCGAGAGGUUUCUCUGUUGGCUUUUAAACAGGUACCAUAUUCGCGAAGUAUGCCUUUAUCCACGCUUCAUGGAACGUUGUCGUCCUUAGGUAUGGAAGUCUAUCAGUUUGAUAGACGCGUCGCGGCGUACAUUUACGAAAGUAAUGCACAAUUCUUGAUACUUUAAUGCAUUUAUAAUCUAAUAUAAUCUAAAUUUAGCAAAUAAAUGUCACGAUUGUGAAAUACAUUCAGAUUACAAUAUUUA